Messenger RNA from Boleophthalmus pectinirostris (great blue-spotted mudskipper), 2861 nucleotides. It is a transcript of the gene slc1a6, whose product is annotated as solute carrier family 1 member 6. Gene Ontology annotation, cellular component: plasma membrane. Lineage: Eukaryota; Metazoa; Chordata; Actinopteri; Gobiiformes; Gobiidae. Bases 178 to 1959 code for a protein of 593 amino acids. Gene Ontology annotation, biological process: L-glutamate transmembrane transport. The transcript has 11 exons. The record is from RefSeq and is a predicted model, not a curated record. Gene Ontology annotation, molecular function: neutral L-amino acid transmembrane transporter activity; L-glutamate transmembrane transporter activity; glutamate:sodium symporter activity.
GUAGAGCUGUGUGGGCAACGUCAGCUGCUUAUUUCUGGUCUGAAUGUUGGAGGCAGCGUGAGCGGUGUCUUGCACAGCAUCACCAUUUCUCCUGGAGGAAGCUGAUGACUGACUAGCAGCACCUGCAACCAGGUUUCGCAUGAGACCUGCCUGCUGGACCAGGUGUUGGAGCUGAUUAUGCAUGAGAAGCCUCUGAACAACGCCAGUCUCUUCUUGAACGAGGACGCGGACAAGCCCCCAGUGCCAGAGAGAGGAGCCCUGAGGAGGCGCAUACGACUGGCUAUGGAGCACAGAGCAAGUGAAGUCCGGGACCGCAUCAGCUCCUUCAGCAGAGAUGCACUCAAAAUGUUCCUCAAAAGAAACCUCUUUGUGCUUUUCACUGUGGCUGCUGUGGCUUUAGGUCAGUGUCCAAAAGACAGUCAAUGUUUUUCCAUUGAUUCAUGUUCCUGUUCUUUUGUAAAAAGUCACACAUAUUCACAUAUGUGUUUUAAAGGUGUGGUCCUAGGAUUUGCACUACGCCCUCGCAACUUGACAUUGAGGGAGAUCAAAUAUUUUGCCUUUCCUGGAGAGCUGCUAAUGAGGAUGCUGCAGAUGCUGGUGCUGCCGCUCAUUGUCUCCAGUUUGGUCACAGGUAUCUCUUCCCUUGAUAGCAAAGCAUCUGGUAAAAUGGGAGUUCGAGCAGUGGUUUAUUACAUGGUGACCACGCUGAUUGCUGUUUUCAUUGGGAUUGUUUUGGUGAUCAUCAUCCGCCCGGGUAAAGGCAACAGAGACAGGCCCAUCGACAAAACUGGAAAUAUUGAACCGGUGCAGGCCAUGGAUGCUUUCCUCGAUCUCAUCAGGAACAUGUUUCCUCCAAACCUGGUAGAAGCUUGUUUUAAGCAGUAUAAAACCAUGUACAAGAAGACUGUCCGCACUCGCAAUGUUACAGUGGCCCUAAACCUCACUGACUCCUUCAACAUCACAGACUCCAGUGCCAGCAUCAACCUGAGCCAAGUGCUUCAGACCAUCCAGGAGACUGUGGAGGAAACUGUGCCUGUGUCUGGCUCCUCUGGGGGGGUGAAUGCUCUGGGACUGGUGGUCUUCUCCAUGUGUUUUGGUCUGGUCAUAGGAAACAUGAAGCAGCAGGGUCAAGCACUGCGAGACUUCUUCGAUUGUCUAAAUGAAGCGAUCAUGAGGCUGGUGGCUAUUAUCAUCUGGUACGCCCCAGUGGGUAUCAUGUUUCUGAUUGCUGGAAAAAUUGUGGAGAUGAAGAAUCUGGCUGAGGUGGGCGGGCAGCUGGGCAUGUACACUGUGUCUGUCAUUAUUGGUCUGCUCAUCCAUGGGCUGUUUGUUCUGCCUGUGCUCUUUUUUGUGGUGACACGGAGAAACCCCUAUGGCUUUAUUGGGGGCCUGCUUCAAGCUCUCAUAACCGCGCUCGGGACCUCCUCCAGUUCUGCCACUUUGCCCAUCACUUUCCGGUGUCUGGAGGAGAACAACCAUGUGGACAAGCGAGUGACACGGUUUGUACUUCCUGUUGGCGCCACCAUAAACAUGGAUGGGACUGCUCUGUAUGAAGCGGUGGCUGCCAUUUUCAUAGCCCAAGUCAAUGACAUGGACCUAAACUUUGGACAGAUCCUCACCAUCAGUAUCACAGCGACUGCUGCCAGCAUCGGAGCAGCAGGCAUCCCCCAGGCCGGCCUGGUUACCAUGGUGAUCGUAUUGACAUCGGUGGGACUGCCCACGGAGGACAUAACACUGAUCAUCGCUGUGGAUUGGUUCCUGGACCGACUGCGUACCACCACCAAUGUGCUGGGGGACUCUCUGGGGGCUGGUAUCGUGGAGCACCUGUCCCGAGACGAGCUGCAGAAUCAGGAUCUUGAUGGGCGCAACUGUGUGAUUGAAGUGAAUGAGAAGCCCUACCAGCUCAUCUGCCAGGACAGCGACACAGUAAACCACCACAACAGUGAGACCCCCAUGUAAGGACUGCACCAAACACUUAAGAUUAAAACCAGCUACGUCACUGCCAUAGUAAGAAUUAUAAAUAUUGCUGUCCAUUAAACACAUUCAGGUUAGUAUUAUCUGUGUAGUUGUCAAAGUAAAUCAAUAGUAUCUGUAUUUAUAUGCCUAUAAUUACUUUUUUAAGCUUUUCACAACUUUUUUCAAAACUGGUCCUCACUCUAGUUAGUUUUCUUAUACAUAUGUAUGAUCAGAUACACGCAUGUCAAAGGACACGCAGGUGGCUGCCUUAUCAUAUCCUUAUCAUAUUUGUGUUUUUAAAUAUUAGAUUAGAAGCUUUUUGUGUUGCUAAAGUAACAGAAACAUUUUGGUUAUUUUUCUAUAGUAGGCAAUGAUACGGUUCAAGUAAUUUUCUGCCAUAACAGUACUUGUUUGAAUGUAUCUACAAAGCCUAUUUAAAAACAGCUGAUGUUUGUAGUUUGCAACCAGAGUUCAGCCAGUGUUGACUACCUCUAUCGUACUGUAGCCCAGUAGAGCACUACAGUGAGUACAUUGUUGAACAUAUCAGUGUAAAUAUAAUAUUGGGUCCAGUAUUUAAAAUGUAAUGGUUUGUUAUUGAUAUUUGCCUGCACUGUACUAUUUGAAUGUACUGUUAAUGAAAGGCCUUUCAUUCAAUGCUGGUUUAUUCAUUCAGUUAAAUAUUGGUUAAAUACUUCCUUAUUUUGUUUUUCAUUAUAGUUUGGGCUUUUGCUUUGUUUUUAAUGGGAGCAUGAUUGUGCUAUGGGCAGUAUAUUUAUUUUAGUAAAGACUUUUUUUAUUAAUCAACAGAUUUUUGUUUAGCCCACUGCUGCUGUGAAUGUUUGUUUUUGUUCUGUUUUUGUUUUGUUUUUUGUAAAAUGUGAAAAAUUAUGUAUGGAGACUCUAAA